Rhagoletis zephyria (snowberry fruit fly) is the source of this 498-nucleotide messenger RNA. Its product is annotated as glycine-rich RNA-binding protein 3, mitochondrial-like. NCBI's taxonomy places the organism in Eukaryota, Metazoa, Arthropoda, Insecta, Diptera, Tephritidae. The record is from RefSeq and is a predicted model, not a curated record.
CUGUCACUCGACAUUAGUUUGAAUUGGAAAGACAGCAGCAACGCACGCAACGCCCAGCUUGCACGUACCGUAAACGCGGUCCUUUAUAAUUUUUGUUUGCCUUCUAAAUACAUAUAUACAAAUAUCCAAACGCAUACUUAAAACCAUGAAAUUUGUGUUUAUUGUGACGCUGUUGAUCGCAGCUGCUUCGGCGAUGCCACAAUACGGUGGAUAUGGUGGAUAUGGUGGUCCCGGUGGCUUUGGAGGUGGUUUUGGUCGACCUGGUGGUGGAUACGGUGGCUUUGGUGGCUUUGGAGGACCUGGUGGUGGAUUCGGUGGUCACGGCGGCUAUGGAGGUGGUUAUGGACCUGGUGGUUUUUUCGGCUAAAUGCCAGCGACGAGUGUAAUUUAGUUUUUAGUAGAUUUCUGUUAGAUAGUUCAAAUUGUAUGCAGGACGCAUGCACUCAAACACUUACUGCAAGGAAGCUGAACAGCAUUCUGUUUUUUUUGUGAUUUUUA